Messenger RNA from Venturia canescens, 1944 nucleotides. RefSeq lists its product as uncharacterized. The record is from RefSeq and is a predicted model, not a curated record. Lineage: Eukaryota; Metazoa; Arthropoda; Insecta; Hymenoptera; Ichneumonidae. The transcript is spliced from 5 exons. The coding region runs from base 249 to 764 and encodes 171 amino acids.
UAUGGGGCGCUGCGUUCGACGAAUUUUCGUUACGCAUGCGCACAAUUUAACCGUUUUCUAAACUACGCCGAUCACGCAUAUUUGCGCCUAAAAGCAAGCUGUUCCCGGUUCGACGUGAUAUUUUUGUGUUUUAAUUAUUUAUCAAAGUGCGUCGGAUUGGGUUGCGAUUUGUUAUUUUAAUAGUAUUUAGUUGUCCAAAUAACAAUCAGAAGUCAGCGAUUGAUUGGGAAUUGGGAGGAUUCGCAGCGAUGUUGUCAUCAUUGGGUUCUGACGACAGCUCUAAUCAGUUCGAAGAGGUGGAAUCAUGUUCUGAGUUAAGCGACGUAGAUUUAGAGCGACCAUCAACGAGUAAAAAAAAAACAUUACACUCCGUCAUGCCGCUGAGUGUUGGGGUUGAGUUUGCUUCCUACGCUGAACUUGAACAAUCGGUUUUGGCUUACGAAAAGAAAAAUUUUUGUAUUUUCUACAAACGUGACUGUUCAACUAUCGAUCAGUGCAGAAAGAGAGGUAUUUCAAGACUGCUCAAUGCUGAUUUGAAAUACUAUCGGUUAAGAUAUAGUUGUAUACACGGAGGAAAAAAUUUUAAAUCGUUGACGAGAGGCAUCCGGAAAUCUUCGACAUUUCAAAAACAAUGCCCGGCUAUGAUGUUCUUCAUUUGCAGCAGUGAUGGGAAGAAACUAGUUCUGCGAAAAAUGGUUGAUAAGCAUAAUCACAUCUGUUCAAAGGAGCUGAAUGUCAUGUACUCGAAGAAAAUCGAGAAAUGAAGGGUCUUUUUUUUGCAACAACUGAAAUGAAACAAUCGAUGUUGGCAUACCCUGAAUUUGUGGGUAUUGACGGAACAUUUAAGCUGCUUGAUAUACGAGCUCCGGUUUAUCUGAUGGUUGUAGAGGAUUCAGAAGGAAAUACCGAGAUUGUUGCUGUAUGCAUUCUUAUGAAUGAAGACGCAGAAAGUAUGAUUUGGUUUCUUCGAACUUUUAAAGAAGUUCAUCCAUCGUGGUCAAGUACUAAAUGUAUCAUGGCGGAUAAAGAUUUACUCGAGAGAAGAAUUAUCAAAGAAGAAUUUCCUUCUGCCAACGUUUUGAUUUGUAUUUUCCACGCUCAAAGGACGUUCAAUAGGGAAGUUAGUUGUGAGAAGUUGCCCAUUACACCCGAACAACGGGAUACGGCAAAAGAUCUCUUUCGGAAAAUGCUUUAUUCUUCAACUGAAACGGAAUACAUGCGUUACUAUGAAGAAAGCAAGAAGUUGCCAUCAGCAAUUUUAAACUAUUUUAACAAAAAUUGGCACGAUAUUCGAAACGAAUGGACCUUGAGCAUUAAUUUCAUGCAGAGCACAUUUUUGAACACAACGAAUAAUAGAAUCGAAUCGUUGAACGCAAAGAUUAAAAGUGUGGUUAAAUUGUACAGCACUUUGGAAGAAUUUAUCGGAAGCUUCUUCGCUUUAGUCGCUUGUUUAAAUUCUGAACGCGAUUUCAAGGCCGCAUAUACUUACCAAAAGUCGUUGGUUAUACCGUAUGAAAAGAAUUCCGCAGAAUGGUCUUACUGUCAGUAUCUUACACGAUAUGCAUUCGAUUUCGUCAGUGCGGAAUUGAAAUGUUAUAGACGCGGAAAGCUUACUUAUACCGAACGGGAUGAUGACCAUUUCGAAUUUCGAUUGGCAGGUUCAACGAUUAUUGCGUCUGAAAAGUCAUGCGAAUGUCCUUCAUUUAUGUCAAUGGCGUUGCCGUGCCGGUUACUAUCAAUCCAUUAUCGAUCUCUGCAUUAUGUUCAAUUAUUACUGAAAGUGUUCUUCAUUUUUCUGUUUUUUUCUUCUAGCCAUGUGUUCGUUGUUAAAAAUCUGUCAGGUUGCGAUCUUUACGAUCCCAGUAUUUGCAGUCGUCGAUGGACUCGGGAAUACUUUUGCAAUACACAGCGAGUUUUCAGCGAUGAAACAAUAGACGAUGAAAA